UGCAGAAAAUCCUUGCAGUAGUUUCUAAGUAGCACCCUGUCCUGGAAAAAGACACCCCUCAUAAUUUUAAUACUGUAGAAUAUACCCCUUGCUGAAAAAUUAAGACACCCCAUAUAGUUUUGACACUGUCUGUAGAAUAAUCCCUUGCUGAAAAGACACCUCAUACAAUUUUUUAACACUAUACCCUGUGUGUAGAAUAACCCCCCUUGUUGAAAAGACAACCAUAUAAUUUUGACACUGUCUGUAGAAUAACCCCCUUGCUGAAAAGACACCCCAUAUAAUUUUGACACUGUCUGUAGAAUAACCCCCUUGCUGAAAAGACACCCAUAUAAUUUUGACACUGUCUGUAGAAUAACUCUCUUGCUGAAAAGACACCCAUAUAAUUUUGACACUGUCUGUAGAAUAACCCUCUUGCUGAAAAGACAUCCCAUAUAAUUUUGACACUGUCUGUAGAAUAACCGUCUUGCUGAAAAGAUACCCCCUCAUAAUUUUGACACUGUUGUACCGCCAUAGGCUGUUGCUCCUGGUACAUGGUAUAGGUAUUAUCUAUGGUAUUACGCACUCAGUAGGCUCAACAGUACCGAGAGUAUAUGAAAUAUCAUAUACUCUUGACAGUACUUACACACUGCUGCCUUUCUUCAUGGGUGAACUCUGUCUUAAGAUGAGAGUAAUUAAGAAGGCUCCAAAUUGGCAAUGAGCUCGCUAAAUCACAUGUCAGUACGGCAGUGGGGAACAAGGACUGACUCCACAUGCUCCAUCUAAAACUUACAGUGAGUACGUGAGUACGUACAGAGUAUAUAAAACUAGGUCAUCACAUGCACAAUUAUGGUUGAUCUGUCCCAAUUUCCUGUUCUUAGUGUACGUGUGGCAAGUAUGACCACGGUAUGCUGUUUUGAAACCUGAUCUAGCUACUGUUUACAGUCGGUUACUGUCCAUGUAUGGUAGGAAUGAUAAGUGGUAGGCGACUCUGUAUAGCAAUAACAUCUCCUGCAUGUGUGUUUUGCUAGUUCAUAGUUUAAAAGCUGGAACUGAUAAUAUGGAAGAAAGUAUAUUAGAGAACAGAUUAACUGAUCCAGAAUUAGAGCAGUUUAUAGUUGCAACAGUGCAAUUGACUGGAGAAUUCUUAGGAGCAGGUGCUUACGGCAGUGUGGAAGAAGUGGGGAUACCUGGAGCAAGGGUAGCUGCCAAGAAAUUGCAUCCUCAGCUUGUCAACCUAGGAUCUUUUGAACAGGUUGACAAAUGGGUGACUGAUUUCAUUGGAGAGUGUAAACUGAUGAGCCAACUCCGUCACCCUAACAUAGUACAGUUUCUGGGGGUGUGCUAUCUCCCUGGAUCUCAACUCCCUGUCCUACUGAUGGAAAAGUUACAAACCAGCCUUGACAGCCUUCUGGAAACCAGUCCCAACAUCCCUAUUGACCUCAAAGUUCACCUUCUGACAGGGACAUGUCAAGGGGUGGUAUAUUUGCACAGUCGCAAUCCACCCAUUGCUCAUCGGGACAUUACAGCAAGAAACAUUCUUAUCGACAAUGCUCUCAAUGCUAAGAUAGCAGACCUUGGUGUGGCUAGGAUGGUGAGCAUUCAACCUGGCCAGUUACUUGCUACAAUGACAAAUGCGCCUGGUAAUAAUCUUUACAUGCCACCCGAAGCAAUCCAAGAGGAUGGAGCAGCACGGUAUAAUACUACAAUUGACGUCUUUUCCUUUGGAGUAGUUGCUCUGUUUACACUGACACAAAUUUUCCCCAAGAAUAUCAAACCUGCUUCUUACUUUGACCCUGAAACUCAAAGGGUUUCUGGACGAACUGAAAUUGAACGCCGUGAAUUAUACAUCGAACCAUUGAAAUCAGCUCUAGGUGACACCCACCCCCUGGUUCAAUUGACCCUUGGGUGCCUAGAAUACCUCCCAAGCAGUCGACCCUCAGCUCUAGAGGUUUUAAGACGACUCGAAGAAUUUGAACUGGCCAUGACCAAACAAAAUUGCACAAAGACCAAGCUCGAGCUAAUUAAACAGUUGACAAACAGCGAACAUGAAAUUGAUCAUCUUCAGCGAGAAGUUACUGACAUGCACAAAAUGCUAAGUAGGAAUGAUGUUCAUGCCAACCAAUUGCAAGCAUCUGUCGAACGUCUCCAAGCUGAAAAACAAAAUCUAGUUCGAAGCUUCGAGGAGCGUACCUGUGUGCAGCAGAAGCAGAUAGACGUUCAACGUGAGGAUAUUAUCCGACUCUCCAAGCAAAUCCAAUCUCUCGAAGUAUUGAGAAAAGAAGAUAAGGUCCCACUCAACUCGAUGAUUUCAUCUGUCAUUACUUUCAACUGGAGAAGGUUUAGCAACAAGCCACCAGGAAUUAGCGUAACAAGUCAACCUGUAGCUCACAAUGGAAAGCUCUACAUCUGUGCCUACUCGACUCACACAUCACCUCUGACCGUACUAGAGUAUUUGCUGGAUACAAGCAUGUGGAAGGAGCUAGCACCCCCUUCGGUACAGGAAUUCACUAUGGCAAUAUUAAAGGGCCAAUUGUUAGUGGUGGGGGGUGAAGAAAUAUUAACUGGCAAGACAACAGAUUCCAUUCUAGAAUUCGAUGAAAAGGCUCGAAAGUGGAUACCCAUAAAUCCUGCAUUACCAGUACCGCUAUACCUCCCAUCUGCUGUAGGGUAUGAUUCUCAUCUGAUUGUUGCCGGUGGAUAUAAUUCAACAAACUCUAGAGUACUAAAUGUACAUACUUUGAACAUGAACAGCUACAAAUGGAGUUCAACUGAACCCCUUCCAAGUACCGACUGCUGCAAUAUGGUUAUAAUUGAUGACAGUGUGUAUUUAAUAGGGCAAGAGACAAGAACAGUAUUGCGAGCUCAAUUAUCCAAUGUGACAUCAGGAGUCACAUCAGGUGUGUGGGAGACACUGUCAAAUGUCCCUUUCUACUACUCGUCUCCUAUCGUCCAUGGCAACACCCUUCUGACGGUGGGGGGUAGGGACAGCAACGAUUGGGGUGGUAAUGCCACAACUAAAAUCCAUCGCUAUGACGCUGCUGGAAACCAAUGGAUUAAAGUAGGAGAUCUGCCUGAGCCAAUGUACUAUUGCUAUUGUACAGCCGUGGCUAGUGAAUUGUUUGUUUUGGGAGGAUUUGGCAAUCAAUCUGCGUAUAUUGCAGAACUAGUAAUAUCAUAGUUUUAUAUGCGUUAAUUAUGAUUAUUAUUAAUUUUGUUUUUUGUCCACACGAUUAAUUUGUAGACAAACAUUGGCAUAAUAAUAAUAAUUUGCAUUUGUAUAAGUA
Halichondria panicea is the source of this 3263-nucleotide messenger RNA. RefSeq lists its product as uncharacterized. Gene Ontology annotation, biological process: protein phosphorylation. Gene Ontology annotation, molecular function: protein binding; protein serine/threonine kinase activity; ATP binding. Bases 992 to 3157 code for a protein of 721 amino acids. The transcript has 3 exons. NCBI's taxonomy places the organism in Eukaryota, Metazoa, Porifera, Demospongiae, Suberitida, Halichondriidae. The record is from RefSeq and is a predicted model, not a curated record.